This is a messenger RNA of Agrilus planipennis (emerald ash borer), 543 nucleotides long. Its product is annotated as HBS1-like protein. Gene Ontology annotation, molecular function: GTP binding; GTPase activity. The record is from RefSeq and is a predicted model, not a curated record. The coding region runs from base 151 to 534 and encodes 127 amino acids. Gene Ontology annotation, biological process: translation. The transcript is spliced from 2 exons. NCBI's taxonomy places the organism in Eukaryota, Metazoa, Arthropoda, Insecta, Coleoptera, Buprestidae.
UGCGUGGGUACUAGAUGAAACAGGAGAAGAGCGAAACAGAGGCAUCACAAUGGAUGUGGGGAAGUCACAGUUUGAAACGAAUAGUAAAAUUUGUAUUUGUCAUAGGUGACGUUGCUGGAUGCUCCGGGACACAAAGAUUUCAUACCGAACAUGAUAGCAGGAGCGGGUCAAGCAGACGUUGCUGUAUUGGUAGUUGAUGCAACAAGGGGUGAAUUCGAAACAGGUUUCGACUAUGGUGGUCAGACGCGGGAACAUGCUCUUCUGGUGCGUUCACUGGGAGUGAGUCAACUGGCCGUCGCAAUUAAUAAAUUAGAUACAGUAAACUGGUCCAAGGAACGAUUUGACGAAAUUAUUCAGAAAUUGAAGGUGUUUCUAAAACAAGCCGGAUUUAAAGAUAAUGACGUUGCAUUUGUACCGUGCAGCGGCCUUACUGGUCAAAAUUUAGUCGUUAAACCUACCCAAAAGGAACUUAUCGAAUGGUACCAAGGACCCACUUUAAUUGAGGUCAUUGGUAAGUUCAUAAAAUACAUUUAAGUAUCAAAA